AUGACCACCGCUAAAUCCUAUGACUAUGUGAUUGUCGGAGCGGGGAUUGGUGGGCUGGUGCUCGCCUCCCGACUGACCGAGGACGCCGAUGUGACAGUGCUGGUGAUCGAGGCUGGGGCUAACCGCAUGGGCGAUCCGCGUAUUGAUACCCCUGGAUUUCUGAGCACUCUGUAUGGCAACCCUGACUUCGACUGGGAUUACAUGAGUGAGCCUCAGGUCCACGUGAAUAAUCGACAAAUCGCCCAGCCUCGAGGCCGGGUGGUGGGGGGUACGUCCGCCAUGAACUUCUCCGUGGUGAUGUAUCCGUCGGAGUCGAAUUUUGCGGCUUGGAAGUCGCUCGGCAACGAAGGCUGGGGGCCAGCAGACAUGGGCCCUUACCUCAAGAAGUUCCACACCUAUAGUCCUCCAUCUCAGGAGACGUCAACCUUGUUGUCCCUCGAGCGCUACAUGAGCCCGGAGAACCAAGGGACCAACGGUCCGGUUCCCAUCACCUUGCCCGAUGUCUAUGGUCCCUUCAACCAGGCCUGGGAUGAGGCCUUUGCCCGCCUGGGCUGGCGCACCGACGCCGAUCCCAUCGCCGGUCGCAAGAUUGGCGCCUUCACCGCACCGUUGACGGUCGAUGGCAAGACUGGUCAGCGCGGGUAUGCAGCUGCUUAUUACACGCCAGAGGUAGCGCAGCGUCCGAACUUAGACUUGCUUACAGAGACGAUGGUCGAGAAGGUGGUACUGACUGAGAUUGAUGGUGAUGUGGUCGCAACGGGGGUGCAGGUGCGAUCCAAGGACGGUGAGCGUCGCGAGAUCCCGGCAACAUGCGAAGUGAUUCUCUGUGCUGGGAGUCUGAAUACGCCUCAGCUCCUCGAGUUGUCCGGAAUCGGCCAGCGGGAAUUGCUAGAAAAGCACAACAUUCCAGUUGUACUCGAUCGUCCGGGCGUGGGAGAGAACUUGCAGGAUCACUGCCUGGCGAGUAUCAACUUCGAAGUAGCGGACGGCCAGGUUUCUGGUGAUAUCAUGCGGGAUCCCAACGUGGUACAGUCCUUGAUCCAGCUCUACGAACAAACGCGCGGUGGCCCCUUAUCGGGUAUGCCCAUCAGUAUGGCAUACCUGCCCUUAGUCGACCACGAUGGUCAGCUCUCCAGCGACAAGGUGUACGACCUGCUCUCCAAGCACCUCGACCAGAAGAUGGCAGACCUGCCACCUGCUCAGCAGAAGCAGUUCGCGCUUCAGCGAGAGCUGCUCCAGGCUGGCCAUAAUGCCUCUUCGCAGUACAUGCUCAUGCCGAUCCAGACGCACAUGCUCCCUGGCGCCACCACUCUCGCCGACGUACUGGCCAAAUCAAUGCCAGGUAACUAUCUCACCGUCAUGGUGCUGCACAACCACCCCUUCUCCCGUGGAUCGGUGCAUAUCCGCUCCGCAAAUGUGGACGACAAGCCCGUUUUCGACCCCAACUACCUCUCUCACCCCCUUGAUCUCGAGAUUCUGGCCCGUCACGUCCAGUUCCUGGACCAGAUCGUCGCAACUGAGCCGCUCGCAAGCAUGCUGAAACCCCAAUCUCGUAUUCCUCAGGGGGUCGUGGACUAUAGUGAUCUUGAGAAGACGAAAGAGGUGGUCAAGGAGCGGUUGUAUACCUGCUUCCACCCGGCAGGCACCUGCGCCAUGAUGCCGGCGGAGCUGGGAGGUGUGGUAGACUCCAAGCUUAAGGUAUAUGGCACACGGAAUUUGCGCGUGGUUGACGCCAGUAUCUUCCCCUUGGAACCUGCCGGCAAUAUUCAGGCGACAGUGUAUGCGGUGGCCGAAAGAGCAGCCGAUUUGAUCCGUGGUCACUAA
Molecule: messenger RNA, 1824 nt
Organism: Aspergillus homomorphus CBS 101889
Lineage: Eukaryota; Fungi; Ascomycota; Eurotiomycetes; Eurotiales; Aspergillaceae
Product: GMC family oxidoreductase
Exons: 2
Coding region: 1-1824 (607 amino acids)
Molecular function (GO): flavin adenine dinucleotide binding; oxidoreductase activity, acting on CH-OH group of donors
Source: RefSeq, a predicted model, not a curated record